This is a messenger RNA of Alternaria ventricosa, 2379 nucleotides long. RefSeq lists its product as uncharacterized. The transcript is spliced from 5 exons. The record is from RefSeq and is a predicted model, not a curated record. The coding region runs from base 1 to 2379 and encodes 792 amino acids. Gene Ontology annotation, molecular function: protein binding. NCBI's taxonomy places the organism in Eukaryota, Fungi, Ascomycota, Dothideomycetes, Pleosporales, Pleosporaceae.
AUGGUGUUCAAGAUUCGAAACAUCCUCUAUCGAGCAGCCACCAAGACGUACCACUCGACCCAGAUCCUGCGCAACCUCUUCGUUGUCCACGCAUCUCUAGCCGAGCCUGAGCUGGCAUACAAAGCCUACGAUUCCUAUGUCGAGAUCAUCACGCGGAACAAGGAUCGAUCGGAAAAGUCAGGCGAACUCGAGGCUGGCAUUGACGACGACAGCACGGUGUUGAGGACUUCUGCCGAGGCCAUCAGGAUGCUCUGUAGAUGGGGAUCUAGGCAUGACGCCGAAAAGGCUCUCGAGAUUGCUCACAGUAUCGAGCACUGGUUGGAGCAGGCAGAUCACCUUCGCUCAACGUCUGAUACCCGCUCAAUUGCUUCGAGCACAUCGUUCGUCGAACCCACGGCCCUAGCUGCCGCCUAUUGUGCCAUUGGCAUCAGUCAAGCACACUGGGCACGGCUCACUUACGAAGUUGAGGCACGGGCCACGAUCCAGACCAAAGCUGUGCAGUACCUCAGGAAGUCGCUUUCACCUAAUCUCGGCGACGAACAUAAUGUGGAAGCUCUGUACGCCCUCGCUUUGGUUCUCGCGGAAACAAGGGACAUUCCCGGUGCCAUCAAAAUCGCCAAGCGUGCACUUUCUCCAGCAACAAAGGGCACGACGGUCAGUGUAGACGGAGUUCUGUCGGAUGGCAUCACCACCGAAUAUGGACGCGAACGCAAGUUGAUACCCGUGUGGCAUCUUCUUGCCCUGCUUUUGACAUCACGGUCUGAGUUUACCGCUGCUGAGAAGGCAUGCGAGGCGGCUUUCGAACAGUUCGGCGAUCCUGCUAUCCUGUUCGGCCGUGACUCGGGCGCAUUCCGAAGCGAACACCUCCAAGAGGCUGCCGGUCAAGAGCCUAUUGAAUCUGGCAUUGUCGAUCGUAUGGAACGUUUCGAAAAGAGCAACAUACUGCAGAUCAAGAUGACGCAGCUGUCUCUUCUUGAGAUCACCGAUGGUGCCACCGCUGCGGUUGACGGAUGUGACGAGCUCCUUGCACUGUACGGUCGACUGUUCGGCGAUCCGGCAGCUGACAAAGUCAAGACUCCACCCGAACCUGCGUCGCUGGCGCCUCCAAAGACCGCCUCGGGCACACGAGGUAGUAUCUUCCGUGGACGAGGGUCAGUCAGAACGACUCAGCAAGAAAAUGUUGAUCGAAGUAAAUCUGUGGUCAGCUCCAAGACAGCUACGACACAACCGGAAGUGCCUCCUGCGAUUCAAGUCACUGAUGACAAUGGCGCAGCUCCUACUAACGGUCAUCAUCGACACCAUCUGUUCCACCACCACAAGCAGGAUGAUGGUCAGGCCGGCAAAGACACCGUUCCAGAGGUACCACCGCUUCCAGAACACGUUCCAAACAGCACUCGUGCACGCAGUAAUACUGCAAACUCCAAAUCGCCUCGACGCAUUUCCAAUCCCAGCUCUCCAGGAAAGUCAAUAGAAAAGGGUGACACACCACUUCCACCCGUCGCCCAUAACCUAGAUCACUCCUCUCCGCCUUUGGGUCACGACGACCAACCACCCAGACAGGAUACUCGCUUGCCUUCGCGCCUGCCACAUGCUGACUACAUACCCGCGGAUCCCCACUUUUCCAAGAUCCAAGAGCGUCGUCAGAAAGUCUCGUUGCUGGUUAGCAUAUGGAUCUUCAUUUCUGGAUUAUAUGCAAGAGCGCACAUGUUCCAGGAUGCUAGGGAGGCUGUUGCCGAAGCAUUGAAGCUGGUCGAAACAUUUGAAGCAGAGGUGUCAUUGGAACACUCAACAGCCAAGGCGCUCGCUGACAAAGGGUGGGGUGGCGGUAAGAGUGUGGAGGAGCUGUGGGCGGACGUGUUUGCUGCUCGCGCAGAACAGCUUGUAGCCCAGUCGAUGAAGCAUGAAGCUCGUGCAGACUUCGAGCGCGCUCUACAACAUUUCCCAGACCACCCCGAGGCCAUCGUUGGCCUAUCGAACAUCCUUUUGGAUAUCUACAGCGAGGUCAUACCGUUGGAGCCUGCCAACACCGACACCAUCUCCCCUCCGCUACAGUCAUCGGCCUCCUCAAUUCAUACAAAGACGUCGACAUCGAAGACACAAUACCUAACCUCUCACACACCGUCAGUAGAGAAUCAGCUCUCGUCACCCACGCUCACUCGCCUUGCGGCCCGUGAUCGCGCAUUCGGUCUACUGUCCACACUUACCAAGCUUGGUGCCGGCUGGGACUAUUCGGAAGCGUGGUACGCGAUGGCUAGGGCCUACGAGGAGAGCGAGCAAAUCGACAAGACGAAAGAGGUGCUCUGGUGGUGUGUAGAAUUGGAAGAUACGCACCCUGUGCGUAGCUGGAAGGUAGUCACAACCGGCGGCUUUGUACUAUGA